AAACACGGUAGCUAAGUUGUCACCUUUUAUGUGUAAACUAUUUUAGACUAAUAUACACAUUCCUCGAAAGAGUCAAUAGCUGUCAAAGCCAUAUCAGCACCACCGGAGCUUUGUUCGAUUCGUCACUUUCACUUGAGUAGGAAAAGCGAGCAGAGGAGCUGAAGUGCUGUGUAUCAGUUUUGCGAUCAGAUGAAGUACUGCAUAUCGUGCCAGGAUCUCUACGACGAAGAUGACGCCGGCACGUGCAAGGAGUGCUACGAGGAGGCCAACGAGACCGAAGAGGAGCUGAAGCGCGAGAUCGACGAACUCAAGGCCAAGGUCGCCUUCCUCAAGUUCUGGUCCCCAACUCCUAGCGCUAGGUCUCACCCCGCUUCCUUCUCCGACGUCGUUUUGGUUGCCUCCGAGGAUGCCUCCGCGGGGGCCCCUGUACCCGUUCCGGCCCAUAAGGCCGUUUUGGUGAGCCGUUCUCCGGUGUUUAGAGCCAUGCUUGAGAAUGAGAUGGAAGAAAGCCUGAGUGGCACCAUUAAGAUUGGCGAUGUGUCCUACGAUGCCCUUCGCGCGUUUGUCAACUACCUGUACACAGCUGAGGUAUGCCUUGAUGAGGACAUGGCCUGCCACCUGCUAAUACUGGCUGAAAAAUACCAGGUGCAGCAUCUCAAGGACUAUUGUGAAAAGUUCUUGGUGUCCAAGCUGAACUGGGACAAUUCAGUUAUGAGCUACACCUUUGGGCACCAGCACAAUGCCAAGCAUAUCACCGACGCAGCCUUGACAUUGAUCACAGACAACAUGGACAAGCUUACUACCCGGGAGGAGUACGUGGAGCUAGUGGAGAAAGAUCCACGACUCGUAGUUGAAAUAUAUGAAGCUUAUCUCUCCAAACAGGUCAAUACUGCUGCCCAGAAAGAUUCUUCCCUGAAGACAUAGUCUAGUGAGGAAUUUCCUGUUAUCCUGACCUGAGCUUUCGAUCAGUGUUCGUUUUCUCUGUAUAUUUAGUAUAGAUGAACUAAAAAAUAUACAAAUAUCAGGUGGCAAAUUUUGUUGUAGCACAUGGAACAUAAAUUGGAUGCAUGUGGUCUUUGCUUUCAAAUGAGCAUUUUGGAGCCUUUCUUAUU
Prunus mume (Japanese apricot) is the source of this 1112-nucleotide messenger RNA. RefSeq names its product BTB/POZ domain-containing protein At4g08455-like. Lineage: Eukaryota; Viridiplantae; Streptophyta; Magnoliopsida; Rosales; Rosaceae. The record is from RefSeq and is a predicted model, not a curated record. Gene Ontology annotation, molecular function: protein binding.